AUGGCGAGCGGCGGCCAUAUGCAUAAUUUCACCACCCUCAUCAAGCGGCUCGAGGCGGCGACCUCACGCUUGGAGGACAUGGCAAUGUCCUUGGAUGACCACAACUCCUCGAAGAGCAUGGAUAGCCAUUCUGCGACUGCGCCGUCCAGCCCCGAACCCCCUAAGCCCGCUCCUCCUCCCCCAGCAGGGGAUGUCCAAAACUUCGUGAACCUGGGUGAGAAGAUUGGUGGUCUUGUUGCAGAGCAGUCUAAAGCAGUUCUGCAAGCCUUCCAGGCCGAGCGUACCUUCCUCUAUGUAUCAACAAAGGCCAAGAAGCCAGAUGUGCCUCCCCCAGAGCUCAUGACAGAAUUGCACAAGGCGUCGGAUAGCAUCAACAAUAUUAAGGAGUCGAACCGCGCAUCACCGCUGUUCAGCCACCUGAGCGCAGUUGCGGAGGGCAUUGUUGCGCUUGGCUGGUUCUUCGAGAGCAAGCCCGCGGAAUUCGUUUCUGAGAUGAUUGGUGGUAUUGAGUACUACGGCAACAAGGUGCUCAAGGAGUACAAGGACAAGGAUCGGACACACGUUGAGUAUAUUCAAGCGUACUACCAGAACUUUAAGGCUCUCUCGGCCUAUCUCAAGAAGCACUACCCCAAGGGCCUGACCUGGAACAACGAGUCUGGUGUCAAUGCGCUGGAUGCCUUUAAGCAGAUCAAGAGUGGCCCUGCGUCAGCUGGCGGCGCGGUCCCUUCUCCCCCUCCCCCUCCCCCUCCCCCUCCUCCUGUUCCCUCUCUCAAUGUCCCUGGAGGCGGUGCUCCCCCUCCUCCCCCUCCUCCAGGUAUCCCUCCAGCCCCUGCACCAGCUGCUUCCGGCCCCGAUAUGGCUGCAGUGUUUGACCAACUCAACCAAGGCGAACAGAUCACAUCUGGUCUGCGCAAGGUCGACAGGUCGGAAAUGACUCACAAGAACCCCAGCUUGCGUGCUGGCUCGACAGUGUCAGAGGGCUCUAGCUCUGCUCGGGGCAAGUCUCCCGCCCCAAGCAAGAAGCCCAAGCCCGAAAGCAUGCGCUCCCGCAAGCCGCCGCGCAAGGACCUGGAGGGAAACAAGUGGCUGAUCGAGAACUUCGACGGCUCGGACGAGAUCAUCGAGAUCCCCGCGCAGCAGAACCAGUCCAUUCUCAUCACCCGCUGCAACAAGUGCAUCGUCAAGGUCUCCAGCAAGGCUAAUGCCAUCGCCAUCGACAACUGCACCGGUCUUUCGAUCAUUGUAGACUCGCUGGUCAGCAGUUUGGAUGUCAUCAAGUCGCCCAAGUUUGCUCUUCAGAUCGACGGCACCGUCCCGACUGUUCUCCUCGACCAGGUCGAUGGUGCCACCGUCUACCUUGGCCAGCAGAGUCUUGCCACUGAGGUCUUCACCAGCAAGUGCAGCGCCGUCAACAUCAUGCUCCCGCCCAAGGAGGACACCGAUGAAGACACCAAAGAGUGUCCUAUUCCUGAGCAGAUCAAGAGCUACAUCAAGAACGGUGUGCUGGUUAAUGAGAUCGUUGAGCACGCUGGUUAA
Messenger RNA from Penicillium canariense, 1536 nucleotides. RefSeq names its product adenylate cyclase-binding protein (gene capA). Bases 1 to 1536 code for a protein of 511 amino acids. The record is from RefSeq and is a predicted model, not a curated record. NCBI's taxonomy places the organism in Eukaryota, Fungi, Ascomycota, Eurotiomycetes, Eurotiales, Aspergillaceae. Gene Ontology annotation, molecular function: actin binding; adenylate cyclase binding. Gene Ontology annotation, biological process: regulation of adenylate cyclase activity; cytoskeleton organization. The transcript is spliced from 5 exons. Gene Ontology annotation, cellular component: cytoplasm.